AUACACUCAGCUGCAAUGUUGCUCAAACUUGUACAUCGAUAUACUUUACCAUCUCCAAUAUAUACAACAAUUGAAUUUUCAUCCGGCAAAAUGUCACAAGCAACAGGUGUUACAUCCAAGAGCCCCCUAAUCUCAGCUAUAAUCUCUGGCAUACUCAGCUUGGUUAUUUUUGUAUCGCUACGCUUCUAUGCCCAUUUGUUUACCACGCAGCUAAACAUUUUAUUGGGCGGAUAUCUUUAUUCAUGGCUCUUCAUAUUAGGGCUCACUUGUUUGUCCAAUGCUGAGAUGGUCAUAUUUGGUCCCGAGUUUCAAGCCAAGCUUAUACCAGAAAUAUCUUUGUGUCUAUCACUAACAGUUUGUGCAGCAGCUUUUGUGCACCGUGUGUGUGCAACAACUUGUAUACUCUUCUCAUUAGUGGGAUUGUAUUUCUUAAAUCGAAUCUCUACAAGCUACUACUCGACCGCAGCGGUUACUGUGGAAGGCCAUCAACGCAAAAGCGGCAAAAAAUUCAAAUAAAUACAACUACAAUUAUACAUGAAUAAAUAUAUAUACAAUUACAUCUAGAGUGU
This is a messenger RNA of Drosophila busckii, 569 nucleotides long. Its product is annotated as protein KRTCAP2 homolog. Bases 16 to 516 code for a protein of 166 amino acids. The record is from RefSeq and is a predicted model, not a curated record. The transcript is spliced from 3 exons. NCBI's taxonomy places the organism in Eukaryota, Metazoa, Arthropoda, Insecta, Diptera, Drosophilidae.